CCAUGGAAUGUCGUUCCGCUCGCCGCUGAGUGGUCGCAAAUCGGGCCCACUUUUGGGGUGGGCGGAACCAUCAGAACAUCCUGAGAACGCAGAGCAGCAGCAGCAGCAGCAGCACACUACAUCGAGAGACUCUUCGAGAUACUUUUUAUUCUCUUCUUCGUCCUUGUAUUCGAUUGCUGGAGCAGCCAAAUGUCUCGAUCAAUGCUACCCGUCCUGCUGCUGCUGCUUGCCGUGAGCGCAUGCGCCGGAUUGGCAGCCCACGGCAAUAAAACCGCCAAAGGACGAAUGUUCUCCUACUUUGACGCCUCCUUCACCGAUGAACCGUUCGCCUUGGAGGAUGUAUAUGGCCUCGAAGUGGACCGGAGGGUGAACAGAACCCCGAGGGUCAGAGGCGGCUUGCGAGUCAGCAACGUGACUGCCAUCUCAGAGGAGGUACGCAGCUUCCUGACGGGCCACCUUUCCACAUUGAUCAUCCCAUCAUUCUACGCCAUGGUGUGCCUACUCGCCGUGCCCAUCAACGCCUGCGCCGCUCUGGCCUUCUCGCGUCGGAUCCGACCCAAGAAACCUGCGGCCAUCUACAUGCUCAACCUGGCGUGUGCCGACCUGCUCUUCGCCGUCCUCCUGCCCUUCAAGGCGGCAUACCACUUCUCCAGGAACAACUGGGUAUUCGGCGAGUCCCUGUGCCGUGCGGUCACUGCCGCUUUCUAUUGGAACAUGUACUGCUCGGUCCUCCUGGUGGCCUGCAUCAGUGUGGACCGUCUCCUGGCCGUCGUGUACCCAAUUGACUCGCUGACGUGGAGGAGCCCCCGUAACGCCGUCCUAGCCUGCAUUGCCAUGUGGGUCAUGUCACUAGCUAGCACUGUACCCUUGGUCGUCUCUGAGCAGACGUUCUACUUGAAAGAGUUGGACAUCACCACCUGCCAUGAUGUCCGGCCAGUGGGUGAGGUGGUUGGGCUCUACGGGAAGUACUUCAUUGCCCUGUGCGUCGCCCUCUUCGUCGUCCCACUGCUGGUCACUACCAUCUCUUACACCCGUGUGAUCUGGUCCUUGAGCCGGUCCCCUCACGGUGUUUCCGGAGGCUCCCGUCGGAGAACCAGGGCCCUGGUGAUGGCGCUGACAGUGCUGGUGAUCUUCUUGUUGUGCUUCGCACCCACAAACUGCCUGCUCUUGGUCCACUACACACAGCUCCACGAUGGGGUGUACCAGGCCGGGGAUGCCCCCGAGGGCACGUACGUUGCCUAUCUGGUGUUUUUGUGUUUGGGGAGCCUCAACUGUCUGCUGGACCCGGUGCUCUACUGCUUCGGUUCAUCCCAGUGCCAGCGAGAGCUCGUCGGGGUGCUGAGGUGUCAGAAGGUAGCCACGAGCUUCAGCACCAGCUCAUCGGACUCUUACAGGUCCAGCAGCAGGACUAUCUUGAAGUCUAGCCGCAUGGAAAGCUCAGAGCGAAACGUCGUGUUUGCCAAAAAGGAGUCCUUGCAAGGGAGCCAUGGUGGACUGUACAAGAAACUUCCGGUUUGAUGACUGAUCCAAGACCACUGACUACAUUUUUACCACAGCAUCAUCUGAAUGAAUCAUUUAACAAAAAGAUUCAGGAACCUUUGUGGUGGGGUCUGAUGUACAUAACGUAUUUCAUUAGAUAACUACUACUCCUAGAAUUUUUUAUGUCUCCUUCAGAAGUGUGUUUCAAUUUCAGGAACUACAACUUUUUGGGGUGGUCUAUAUACUGUGGCUCACCCUCGACUGGGUGGCUGCUUGCCGAUAAAACAAAAAGAAAUCAAACAACAGGAGGGUUUCCGACAAUUAAUUCAUGUCCCGGUUGCAUUCAUGGCUGUUAUUUUUGCUAAAUGCAUUGGUCUUGUUUUUACUGCCGCCUGUGAUGGUCCACAGGAACCUUCUUUGAUUUCUUUGGUGGGAAUGUAGCUUGUCCCAAUUAUUUCUAUUUUUACCACAUAAAUGUGAAAUAAUAUUAAGCAUUUAAGCACAAUGGGCUUUUCAUUUUGCACACUACAACUAUUUAAGCUGUUACAUUGUAAUGUUUAGUGAAAUCCAUAUUUGUACGUGUUACGUGUAUAUUUGCUCACUUUGUUAACUGAUAUCUUCCAUUACACUAUCUUUGUUAAAUAAACUUGUUUCAAACCA
Molecule: messenger RNA, 2139 nt
Organism: Hippocampus zosterae (dwarf seahorse)
Lineage: Eukaryota; Metazoa; Chordata; Actinopteri; Syngnathiformes; Syngnathidae
Product: proteinase-activated receptor 1-like
Exons: 2
Coding region: 190-1518 (442 amino acids)
Biological process (GO): thrombin-activated receptor signaling pathway; phospholipase C-activating G protein-coupled receptor signaling pathway; positive regulation of Rho protein signal transduction
Cellular component (GO): membrane
Molecular function (GO): thrombin-activated receptor activity
Source: RefSeq, a predicted model, not a curated record